Anopheles marshallii is the source of this 994-nucleotide messenger RNA. RefSeq names its product probable 3-hydroxyisobutyrate dehydrogenase, mitochondrial. Gene Ontology annotation, cellular component: mitochondrion. The transcript has 3 exons. The coding region runs from base 1 to 990 and encodes 329 amino acids. The record is from RefSeq and is a predicted model, not a curated record. Gene Ontology annotation, molecular function: NADP binding; NAD binding; 3-hydroxyisobutyrate dehydrogenase activity. Lineage: Eukaryota; Metazoa; Arthropoda; Insecta; Diptera; Culicidae. Gene Ontology annotation, biological process: L-valine catabolic process.
AUGGCCUUCCGUGUGCUGACGCGUACCACCGGCACCCAGCAGCAGCAACAGUUGAAGCUUCUGUCCGACCUGUUGAUCCGUUCGUUUAGCAGCGGCCCCAAGAAUGUUGGGUUCAUCGGUCUCGGUAACAUGGGCGGUCCGAUGGCAAGCAACCUGAUGGCAAAGGGUCAUAAGCUGCAUGUGUUCGACAUCUCGAAGGAGGCGAAGGAUUCGCUGCAAGCGAAAGGGGCCGUUCCGUACGACAAUGUGGCCGAACUAGCCAAGGCUUCUGAUUUCGUUGUGACCAUGUUGCCGAACAACGAUAUUGUGGCUGACACGUACGACACCAUCAUCGGUGGUGGUGGUAUCAGGAACCAGACCGUCUUUAUCGAUUCGAGCACGAUCGAUCCAAACGUGGCAAAGGCGGUCCAGAAAAAGGUGAAAGCUGCCGGAGCAACGUUCGUUGAUGCACCAGUGUCGGGCGGAGUGCCUGGAGCCAAGAACGCCACACUCACCUUCAUGGUUGGCGGUACGACCGAGGAGUACCAGGCGGUGAAGGAACUGCUAGAGGGUAUGGGCAAGAAAAUUACACACUGCGGCGGAUACGGCAUGGGCCAGGCGGCCAAAGUGUGCAACAAUAUGAUGUUGGGCAUUUCGAUGUGCGGGUUAGCCGAGUGCAUGAAUCUUGCCAUCCGGCUAGGACUCGACCCGAAAGUGUUCUCCGACAUCGUGAACGCUUCGACAGGACGGAGCUGGGCGUCGGAGGUGAAUAACCCGGUGCCCGGAAUUAUCCCAACCGCACCGGCAGCCAGCGGAUAUGCGGGUGGUUUUGCGACGGGACUCAUCACGAAGGAUCUUGGCAUUGCGUCGGCGGUUGCGACCAGCUCGAACUCACCGAUACCGCUCGGUGCGCUCACGCACCAGAUCUACCGGACGCUGAUGGCGAAGGGUUUAGCCAACAAGGACUUUUCGGUUGUGUACGAUUUCCUCAAGAACGCAGAGGGCAAAUGAGUGG